Molecule: messenger RNA, 1494 nt
Organism: Acanthosepion pharaonis
Lineage: Eukaryota; Metazoa; Mollusca; Cephalopoda; Sepiida; Sepiidae
Source: the annotation of a GenBank genome assembly
AUGUUCUCCAAAAAAAUCGCCGGUCUAUUUAUAUCUCGUCCUUAUUUCUUUCUUUUCCAUCUUUCUUACUUUCUUUUUUUAACUUUCUUGUAUUUCAUUCGUUUUUUCCUUCUUCAUUCCGUAAUCACUCUUCCAUGUUUUUCCUUUUUCUUUACUUUUCGCCGAUUUCUCAAUACAAUUUUUAUUCUUCUUUUUACCCCACUUCUUUUUUCGACAUUUUUCACGCCAUUCUUUUCUCAUUUCUUUCUUUUUUUUCUUUCUUUUAUUUCCUUCGUAUUUUCCUUAAUUUUUUUCUUUUUUAAGCCCUCUUUCAUUUUGUUCCGUUUUUCAUUAAGAUUUACUGAUUUGUUAUUACAAUUUUUAUCCCACUUUUUACCUCAUUUCUUCGAAGUUUUUUCAUGCCAUUCCCUUACUCAUAUCUUUCUUUCUUUCUUUCUUUCUUUCUUUCUUUCUUUCUUUCUUUCUUUCUUUGUCAUCAUUCUUACUUUUACGUCAUUCUUUUUUCUUUUUUUCUGCGAUUUCUAUUUUUCUUUUUUUUUUGUCAUCAUUUCUUUUCUGUCUUUCGGCAUUUUCUUUGGCUAUUUUACCAAUUCCCAAACCAUAAUAACAUCUAUCUAUCUAUCUAUCUAUCUAUCUAUCUAUCUAUCUAUCUAUCUAUCUUAUUUUCAGACAAAUGAUUUUAAUUAUCUAAUCCUUCAGUUGAGCCAGCAACAUUCAAUCAAACACUCUUUUGAAAUAAGUGUUGUCUAUCUAUCUAUCUAUCUAUCUAUCUAUCUAUCUAUCUAUCUAUCUAUCUAUCUAUCUAUCUAUCUAUCCCAGGCGGCCUUAAAACUAAAUAUCUUACAGUACAAUUUUAAGAGAAAAAUAAUUUGUCUACAUGACGGCAAAAAAUAUCUAUCUAUCUAUCUAUCUAUCUAUCUAUCUAUCUAUCUCAGACUGUUCAUAUCUAUCUAUCUAUCUAUCUAUCUAUCUAUCUAUCUAUCUAUCUAUCUAUCUAUCUUCAUUUUCUUUCCCAGACUGUAUCUAUGCAAGCCUCUAAUGCCUGUCAUUCUUUCUUUCUUUCUUUUUCAGUCAGUUGAUAUCUAUCUAUCUAUCUAUCUAUCUAUCUAUCUAUCUAUCUAUCUAUCUAUCUAUCUAUCUAUCCCAUUUAUCUAUCUUUUCAUUUCUUUCUUUCUUUCUUUCUUUCUUUCUUUCUUUCUUUCAUUCUUUCUUUCUAAUACCUGUCAUUCUUUCUUUCUUUCUUUCUUUUUCAGUCAGUUGAUAUCUAUCUAUCUAUCUAUCUAUCUAUCCAUCUUAUUCCCAUUUAUCUAUCUUUUCAUUUCUUUCUUUCUUUCUUUCUUUCUUUCUUUCUUUCUUUCUUUCUUUCUUUCUUUCUUACGUCUUCUACUGCCAUUUUUAAUAUCUUUACGUGGUUCCAUUACCAAUUCCUCCCAUUUUUUGUCUCUCCUUCUCUUCUGCCACGUUUUCAACCCCCCUCCUUUCACUCUCUUUUAA